UUGAUUCUAAGACACUGUCUGUCAUUAUUACAUGCGUGGCAUUAAAGCACACUACUUAACGGUCCAAAAAAAUUCCUGAUUUUUGCCUACGUGUCAUCUCCCAUCUCCUCUCUCAGUCCCCCUCCCGCCAUUCUCUCUCUCCCUCUCACUAACCACAGAUCAAUGCUUUUUGCAUUUUCCUGGGUUCUCUCAUUUAGAAAAAAAAGAAGAAAAAAAAAAAAGCGAAUUGAUCUUUCCCGCAAGACUUUCGAUCUCUCGUGUUUUGAUUAAGUUAAUUAUAUAGAGACAUGGUUAGGAAUUUAGAGAGGAGAAGAACACCGCCUGGGAUUUUGCUUAUUAGAAGAAUAAGAGGUAAAGAUUGGAAUUUGAAUACUUAUAGAUAUGUAAUUUUGUUGGUUACCUUCGUAGCAUAUACUACUUAUCAUGCAUCAAGAAAACCCAGUAGCAUAGUCAAAAGUGUUUUAGAUCCUGAGCCCAAAAAAGCAUCAGGUGAUGGGUAUCCUUGGCCAAUUGGGAACGUUUUUAUUAAAGAGGAAUUUGUAAUGGGUAGACAUGGAAAUAAGGGUUGGCAUCCAUUUAAUGGACCAGAUGGUACAUCAAAAUUGGGUGAGAUUGAUGUUGCUUUUCUUGCUUGUUACUCAUUGGGUAUGUAUGUUGCUGGUCAUUUAGGUGACACAUUGGAUUUAAGGUUGUUUUUGACAUCUGGUAUGAUUGGUAGUGGUAUUUUUGUUGGUUUGUUUGGAAUGGGAUACUUUUGGAAUAUACAUGUCUUUUGGUUUUAUUUGCUUAUGCAAAUGCUUGCCGGCUUGUUUCAAGCCACAGGCUGGCCAUCUGUUGUAGCUGUAAUUGGUAAUUGGUUUGGAAAAAGAAAAAGAGGACUGAUAAUGGGUGUUUGGAAUGCACAUACUUCAGUUGGGAACAUCAGUGGGUCUCUUCUUGCUGCUAGUGUAUUGGAUUAUGGAUGGGGUUGGUCUUUUAUACUUCCAGGUGGAUUUAUUGUAAUGGGUGGCAUAUUAGUCUUCUUGUUCUUGGCUGCUUAUCCAGAGGAUGUAGGAUUUCCUUUUAUUAAUGCCUCAACAACAGCAACGGUAGAUGCUGUGCCUAGUGAUAUGGAGGCUCAGACACCAAAACAAACUACAGAACAGGAGAAUAAUGACAUUGCUCGAUCUGGAUCCACGUUUAGGAAAGGAGUUGGGCUUCUUGAAGCUUGUUUGAUACCAGGAGUUAUACCAUUUGCCUUAUGCUUAUUUUUCUCCAAGCUUGUGGCUUAUACAUUUUUGUACUGGCUCCCAUUUUAUCUUAGCCAAACAGAAAUUGGUGGAGAGUACAUGUCUGUGAAGUCUGCUGGAAAUCUAUCUACGCUAUUUGAUGUUGGGGGCAUUGUUGGUGGGAUCCUUGCUGGUUACAUCUCUGAUAAACUUAGAGCUCGAGCUAUUACAGCAACCAGUUUUAUGUAUGCUGCAAUUCCUUGCAUGUAUUUGUACCGACAGUAUGGUAGUGUAUCGAAGACUAUGAACGUUAUACUUAUGAUGAUUGCCGGCUUAUUUAUAAAUGGGCCAUAUGCACUCAUCACCACUGCAGUUUCUGCUGACCUUGGCACACACAGUUCUUUGAGAGGGGAUUCUCGGGCCCUGGCUACUGUGACUGCCAUCAUUGAUGGUACUGGCUCAAUUGGUGCAGCUCUUGGUCCUCUUUUCACUGGGUUUCUUUCAACAAUGGGAUGGGAUGCAGUUUUUAUGAUGCUGAUGGUUGGUGCUCUUGUUGCUGGGCUUCUUUUAUCACGUCAGGUUGCAACUGAAAUUUCUGAGAAAACUAGUAAAAUAAUGCCUUCAUCUAGUGGAUUGCAAAGUAAUGAAGCUCCUGCAUCCCAACCACUUUUAAGCGAUCAAAAGUGAGAAUCAGGUAAGGCCUAAUGAAGCUUUACACAAAUGAGAGAAACAAGAACCAAGUACAAGGCUAGGAUAACCAGAAUACUCGAGUAAUCGUCUAAUCUAUCAAACUGGAAAGAUAUGAUACUCUGUUAGAUUUUGAUGGCUGUUGCCAAAGUUGGUACUAUUAUGCUAGUCCAUUUUCUGUAAUAUGCAUAUACUGAUGAAGCAGUGUAUAGGAGUUUAUCUAUUUUGGAAAGAGGAAACUGAGAAUGUGCUGGUUUCCAUUUGAGGAUCCAAAUAUGAGUUGUUCCAGUGACUGAAAAAACCUGACUUGGUGCCAUGGGUGCUGUUUUUGGUUUCUGUAUUUGUUUAAUUAUAAUACCGUUGGAUUGUAAAUUAUAUUUCGACACAGGUAAACCAUUUUCAUGAGACA
Molecule: messenger RNA, 2304 nt
Organism: Ricinus communis (castor bean)
Lineage: Eukaryota; Viridiplantae; Streptophyta; Magnoliopsida; Malpighiales; Euphorbiaceae
Product: putative glycerol-3-phosphate transporter 4
Exons: 3
Coding region: 288-1895 (535 amino acids)
Biological process (GO): phosphate ion homeostasis; transmembrane transport
Cellular component (GO): membrane
Molecular function (GO): transmembrane transporter activity
Source: RefSeq, a predicted model, not a curated record